Aegilops tauschii subsp. strangulata is the source of this 1720-nucleotide messenger RNA. RefSeq lists its product as uncharacterized. Gene Ontology annotation, molecular function: protein binding. The record is from RefSeq and is a predicted model, not a curated record. Lineage: Eukaryota; Viridiplantae; Streptophyta; Magnoliopsida; Poales; Poaceae.
AAGCCGUAGAAGAAGAGAUGUCGUCCAUUUGCCUGUUAGUGAAUCAAGAAAGGGGGAAAAAGAUGUCAAUUUGGUAGAUCCCCCAAUUCCUCCGCCGGCCAUCCCGAUGGCGGCGCCACCGCCGGAGCCGCCGAUCCUUCGAACCCACGACGAGCUCCUCGAGGAGAUCUUCCUCCUUCUCCCCACUGCUGCUGACUUAGCCCGCGCCUCCCUGGCGCGCGCCUCCUUCCGCCGUCUCAUCACAGGCCACGCCUUCCUCCGCCGCUACCGCACCCUCCACCCGCCCCCUCUCAUCGGCGUGCUCGAAGUCGACGACAAUGCCUUCUUCCCAGCCCAGCCUCCGCACCCCUCCGCCGCCGCCGCCCGCACUUUCGCCGGCUUCGACUUCUCCUGCUCCUCCUUCCUCCCCUCCACCGCCGGCCGUACCUGGAGCGCGAUUGAUCUCUUCGACGGACGCGUCCUCCUCGACGGCGCCCCAGAGGAGAGGACGUGCGACUUCGACCACCUCCAACUUUUGGUCAGGGAGCUCGCUGUGUGCGAUCCCGUGUUCCGCCGCUACAUCCUGCUGCCCGCCGUGCCCGGCGACCUGACGGCACUGGUCCCUGAACGGGAGGACCUCCUCGAUUUGGACACUUUCCUUGCUCCCGGUGAUGAUGAUGAGGACCCUUUAUCAUUCAGGGUCAUGUGGUUGGUGCGAUGCAGAAGGAAUAUGCUGCUCCUCGUCUUCUCCUCUGUGGAUGGGCAAUGGCAUGCUCUUACAUUUGACCAAUGCAGGAGUGUUCCUGGGACAUUUGACCCAUAUAAGGAUGGGCUGAUAAGUCGUCAAUUCGUCGGCCGACGCUUCUGUUGGCAUCCGCCUGUCCUCAACGACUUGCUUCUGCUUGACACACACUCCAUGGAGUUCUCUGCUGUCAGCCUCCAACCUGAACUACUGCAGUGUCAGUGUGACGACUUUGUUGUUCUGGAGGCAGCACAAGGAAUGCUUGGGAUGCUCCUUGUAAUCAAUGACGGGCACAACCAUGAUGGCACAUACCGGCUCGAGUAUUUCGUUCUGAGAAAUAACCAGUGGCGCUCAGAGAAGGUCAUCCCGUUGCCGGCAAAGUAUGAUGUUCUUCUGUUUGGUGUAGCCGGGGGAUACGCGCUCAUACACGCACACUACACCCCAUCUUUACAAGAGAAUCCAGUUUAUUUUUCAGUGGACAUCAAGACAUUGCAGGUAGACUUCUUCGGCGAAGGCUCCGAUUGCUCCGAUAGUGGUGAACUAUAUGCUGGUUUCCCACCAUCAUUGUGUGCACCAACUAUAUGAAGUGGUGGGUAUGUUAUCCGCUUACUUGCAAAAUAAUAUGAUUCAGGCGCUGAUGCCACGUGGCCUAGGAAGAAGAAUUUGGUUCCUCUGAGCAUGUUGUGGUCAGGAAGAGAAGGUGAUGCGUGGAUCGGAUGUAUUUGUUUGUUCAAUGCCUUUGCCGUGUCGGAAGCUAUGAUGCCCAGUUGCAGCAUUUGAACUUUUAGGUCCUGACCGUUCAAAACCUGAACAUCUUGUUACUGCAAUGUUAAUGUCUAAAAGCACGGGUAUGCCCUGCUUAGAUAGAACCUGAGCUUGCUUGUAUCCACUGAACUCCUGCAAUGGCAAGGAGGUCUAGAAUAUUACUGGAUGAAAUGCUUUGUUUCGAUGAAUCACAAGUAAAUAUUACUACUAGUAUGAUGUGUCAUUUUGGCACCA